AUGUCGCCGCGCGAAGCGUUUUCGCUCCGUGCCUUGUCGCCGCUCUUCCGCAGGCGCCCUGCCUCAUCCUUUUCUGCCCGCUUCAGCGGCCUUCUUCCAGUCUGCGGCAGGCCCACCGCGAUGCUUCCUGCGUGGUCGACUCCGCUGCACGCUGCGCGCCGUUACACGAGUUCCCUUCCCCCGAGGUCUUCCACGCACGGUGGCACGUCUUCGUCCCGCGAUGCUGCCGAGGACGACGAUCCAGUGUUUUCCUUCGUGCUGCCGCACCGCACGAUGCCGCUAACGAAGCUGGCCAAACUGCUCCCGGAUGAGGUACUGGAGCAGUUAGAAAAUGGACUAAAGAGUCACCUGGAAAAAUUUCCCUCACGUUACCGUCUUCUUCGUGGAAAGAACUCGCUUCUCCAUGUCCAGUGCGAGGUGACUUCCGGCAAGGAAGGCAGUAAAGGGGCGAACCGAGGCGAGAAGGAGACGCCUCGUGACAAAGCGGCGGUAGCGUGCAUUCGAAAGUCACCAGGCCGGUUUAUGACUUUGGAGAGUCUCAUGAGCUGCACUCACGUGACGAGCCCUUUGCCGGGCGCUGCAUGUGUCGCCUCUCAUGGGGAGAAAGGGGAGGAGCAUAUUCACAUGUUGGAGCACUUUUUCCGUGAACAUGUGCGCCCAGUGGGACACGCGGAGCUAUGGGUACUCACAGAAGAAUACACCCUCGUCAACUCACCAUCUUCAUCAUCCGCAGCAGCGGCAACAAAAGAAGCGGCAGCAAUUGGGCCUGAGGAAACGGCAUCCGCCGACAUCGAGAAGACAGGGGCGGCGGGAGAAAAAGCGGUGCUUCAGGCGUUUCGUUGGGUCCAAGUUGCCGAUGAGAGUAGCUUAGAUGAGGUUAAGGAAGUGUUGCGCGGCGAGACUCGUCGCGAUGUACUGGGAAAAGGUAUGGAUGGGAAAGCAGCUCCGCGCGGCGAUGCUUCCUCGGUGACCGCUUUUACAAGGAGCUCGUCUUUCGUUCGCUUCUGCGUUCCCAGUGUGUCUUCCACGAGGGGGGGUGCCACGCUGGCGCCGCAUAAUGUUGAGAGCUUAGUUGAGGAUUACAAUCUCUACCGCAUGUGCCGUGCGCUGCGCACAAGCACGUUCAUGCGGCUCCCAGAGUUGCAGGAUAUCGUGGGCGAGUGGCUGACGCAGCCUUUAGCGGUUGUUCUGGCCAUUGCAGGUGAGGAGAGCAGCAAGGCCGAAGGGUUGAAAGAUGCGGACGCAGGACGCUCCUUGUUGAACUUUGAGCGUGACCCCAGCGACCCCGCUCGCAUUAUUGGGGUGCGUUUCUGGCUUGACGAGGAGCGCUACUUGCCGUCGCUGUACCGCAGUGCGUCGCUCACCGAGCUGGAGAAGGCGCUUGCUGAGGUUGGGACCACAAGGGGUAAGAGUCUGAGCAAACUCCCCAAUCAUCUGCGCGUGCGGGUUAUCGACACAACACGUCUGUUAAAGCGCUGCAUUGCACUGCGCGAGUUGGGUGCGAGUCCCCUGUGUCACCCGGAUGUGCUGGCGUACUACGUCUUUGACAUCCUUCCCUUGGAUGGCCAGCUGCUUCUCACCGGCCACUUGCCGCAGUUGCUCCCAGAAAGUGUACGGCGCAUCACGGAUGCGCGCUCGCGUGCGUGGUUGAAGGGCUACCCUCACCUCUUCCGCUUGGUGGAGAUCCCCCCACAGGUGUACGUCCAACGGAUGGACGCCCCCGCCCCGGACGGCGAGGAGGACCACACGAUGGAUUGCUCCCAGCAAGCUCAGGAGGAAGACAAGGACACUGCAAGGAGUUCCUCCCGGACAACGCAUGACUAUAAAGACCAGCUUCUAAAUGACCCUGAGGAGCAGCUUCGCUUGUUAGUUUCCAUCGUGGCGGCGCGGUUGGAGGUCUGCGGAGCGCGGAAGCUGCUCCCCUCGCACAUACCGAAAUUCAUCAGCAGCAAAGUGCGGCGCAAAAUGUUUCCUCGGGGAUCAGGCGGCAUUACAGAAUACCUCAGGCGGCACCCAGACGUGUUUAUUCUCACAAGUGGGAUUCACCCGCAUGAGCCAGUGGUCACACUAGCUCCCAAAUAUCACCCCAGUCCUCAUUCGCCGCCCACAAACCCCACCGCUGAAACCAACACGGCAGAUGGCACAAAAGAGGGAGAAUAA
This is a messenger RNA of Trypanosoma conorhini, 2160 nucleotides long. RefSeq lists its product as uncharacterized. The coding region runs from base 1 to 2160 and encodes 719 amino acids. The record is from RefSeq and is a predicted model, not a curated record. NCBI's taxonomy places the organism in Eukaryota, Euglenozoa, Kinetoplastea, Trypanosomatida, Trypanosomatidae. The transcript has a single exon.